AUGGCGAGUCCCUUUGCUUCCAUCGCCAACCAAAGGGUCACAUCUCAACGACCGCCACGAGAAGCGCCAGAAUUGGAUUUUGACAGAUGCGCCGCUUUACACAACACAAUAGCCAUCUAUGGCUGGCUACGCAGUGGUCGCAAGGUCGCCGAUAUGGACCGCAAAACCUGGUGGCAGAAGCGCGGCAACACAACAUUGGAAGUCUUACUACGGCCGUCUUUGGUCAAAUUCUUGAAGAAAAUUUUUGACUUGCCUGGAGGAGAUGGAAGCCAUUUUUUCUACUAUAUCAGCAGAGUUGCGAAGCCCAGAGAGAUGCUGUACCUUGGAGACUUGCUGGAUGACAGUGAGAAGAAGAUCAAGGGAGAGAAGCAUCGAUUUAUCACUUUGUACAUGACGAACAAGGAGUUGGUUAGUCAACGGAGUGGCAUUGUAUAUGAUCAGGUCACUGGCAAGGCAAUUUUCAUGCCUACUUUUCUACACAUUUUCGACUUGUACGACCAAAAAUUGCCAUGGCAAAGACUAGAAUCGAUUCUCAGCGCUUAUAUCGACAUGAUUGAAGCAGGAAAGGCUGUAGCAUUACACGAAUCUAUCGCUCGGCGGUCACGCUAUGACACACACCCUUGGACUCUGGUAUCAUACACUCAAGGCGACUUGACCUCAUGCCUCAAGCUUUGGGAGCAGCUGUUCACAGAAAUCGAGAUUAGGAGCGGAUUACGAGACGAAGAGGAAGACCCCAAUACCACACCCCUGUGUAGUCGAUCCGGUCUUUCCGCUGCAGGCGUACCGAGAGGGUUCGCAUAUGAUCUAUUAUCUCACGCCAGACAACCGCGAAUCUGGUACGUAGCACCAGGAAUCCGCCUCCCGCAAGCAUCCGAGUUCGUAAACCAGCCCUUCAAACACGUUGCUGCGAAAUACCCGAAAGAAACCGAGGGUAUCAAAAUGCCCUUCUUGUUCUUCCGCGCAGAGGGCACAGUGACCUCGAAACAAGCAAACUUCCGCUGGCCGUUCAGCACAGUACAAGAAGUGCCUUGCGGAUUGUACCUCGACUCAUAUCCAAACAAGGAAAACCCAUUUGAGGAUGCAUGUCGCCUUGUGCUACCCUUCCCAGUAGGAGGAAACAAGAAGGCCAGGACCAGUGAUGGCAGAUUGAUGCAAAAGAGUCAUACAGAGGUUUAUGCUCAUGGCAUCAAUCCCUUUACCUUACGCCAUGGUCCCAAGUUGACAGCGAUUUUGGAAAAUUGGUUGAUGAAUGUCAAGAGUGGACAUUGGGCUGUGGAUGAGCAAGGUGUUUCUGGCGGUGUUGAGGUUUGGAAGCAGGCAGACACUGAAGAGCAUUGGGACAAGUAUGUUUCGGCGCAUUUAGCAUUGUAA
This is a messenger RNA of Aureobasidium melanogenum CBS 110374, 1371 nucleotides long. RefSeq lists its product as uncharacterized. The transcript is spliced from 3 exons. The coding region runs from base 1 to 1371 and encodes 456 amino acids. NCBI's taxonomy places the organism in Eukaryota, Fungi, Ascomycota, Dothideomycetes, Dothideales, Saccotheciaceae. The record is from RefSeq and is a predicted model, not a curated record.